Molecule: messenger RNA, 1422 nt
Organism: Gastrolobium bilobum
Lineage: Eukaryota; Viridiplantae; Streptophyta; Magnoliopsida; Fabales; Fabaceae
Product: cysteine synthase-like
Exons: 11
Coding region: 125-1102 (325 amino acids)
Cellular component (GO): cytoplasm
Molecular function (GO): cysteine synthase activity
Source: RefSeq, a predicted model, not a curated record
AACGAACAUUGCAUAUUCCGUGUUUGGCCUCGUCUCCUUCCUUCAACACUCUCUCUGUUUUCAAGCUAUCGUCUCUUAUACGCAUUGCUCGGAGAAGAGAAUACCCUACUGAGAUUUGCUAAAAAUGGCGGAAGAGAAGUCAAUCAUUGCAAAAGAUGUAACUGAAUUGAUUGGAAAAACUCCAUUGGUAUAUCUCAACCAUGUUGUAGAUGGUUGUGUUGCUCGAAUUGCAGCGAAGCUAGAAAUGUUGGAACCUUGCUCCAGUGUCAAAGACAGGAUAGGAUAUAGUAUGAUUGCAGAUGCUGAGGAGAAGGGACUCAUUACACCGGGUGAAAGUGUCCUCAUUGAGCCUACCAGCGGAAACACUGGCAUAGGUUUGGCAUUCAUGGCUGCUGCUAAGGGUUAUAAACUUAUUAUAACCAUGCCUGCUUCCAUGAGUCUAGAAAGAAGAAUCAUUCUUCGUGCUUUUGGAGCCGAGUUAGUUCUCACAGAUCCAGCCAAAGGAAUGAAAGGAGCUGUUCAGAAGGCAGAAGAGAUACUGGCAAAGACUCCCAAUGCUUAUGUUCUUCAGCAGUUUGAAAAUCCAGCCAACCCAAAGAUUCACUAUGAAACCACCGGACCAGAGAUCUGGAAGGGCUCUGGCGGGAAAGUUGAUGCCUUUGUUUCUGGGAUAGGGACUGGAGGUACAAUAACAGGUACUGGGAAAUAUCUGAAGGAGCAGAACCCCGAUAUUAAGCUAUAUGGUAUUGAACCACUUGAAAGUCCAGUAUUGUCUGGAGGGAAACCUGGCCCUCAUAAGAUCCAAGGAAUUGGUGCUGGGUUCAUCCCUGGUGUUUUGGACGUUGGUUUACUUGAUGAAGUUAUCCAAAUUUCUAGCGAAGAAGCUAUUGAAACUGCUAAACUUCUUGCGUUAAAAGAGGGUUUGCUGGUGGGGAUAUCAUCUGGUGCUGCCGCCGCUGCUGCAAUUAAGAUUGCAAAGAGACCAGAAAAUGCUGGAAAACUCAUUGUUGUGGUUUUCCCGAGCUUUGGAGAACGUUAUCUAUCAUCAGUGCUCUUUGAAUCCGUGAAGCGAGAAGCAGAUAACAUGGUCUUCGAGCUCUGAACUUACAUAAAAGGCAUAUGAGUCUUUUGCUUCUUAAAUUUGAAGUUGGAGGGAAUGGUAGCAUCUUGAGUUGCAGUCCGUGUAUGACUUAGAUAUGCUUUUUCAAUAUUCAUCUGAAACAUAAUACGCUUUUGUGUUGCUUUUAAAUUCAAAUUCAAUAAUAAUAUCAGAAGUGGUGCGCUUUGGAAUAUUUGAACUCUCAGCUAUUUGAUAGUCAGUGACGCCAAGAAUCGAUUCCUGUACCAAUUUCAUUUACUAGUCAAAUCCUGGUUUUAUGAGUCUGCUUGUAUUAUUUUUUGGAACUUCUUUAGCUGCAUAUU